AUGCACAGCAAUGGCAUUGGGGAGUUGAAGAAUGUCAAUCUCAAUCCCAUUGAGAAUGUCUGGGCAGCCAUGGUCAGAGACAUCCCCCAAGAUCAUACACGCAAUCAUUAUAUCAUCGCUGCCUUAGCAUUACUAGCAGGGGCGUUAGUAGCAUCCAUACCGGCAUUCGCCAUGACGUUGCGAUACAUUAAGAUUCAGAGGUACUGUGAGGAUGCCUAUGCUUUGCCCGGGUCCUACUCUACAAUACAGACAUGGUCCACACCCCCCUCACCCUCUCAACGCCCCCAUGCACCGCACCCACCAACCUCACAGCACCACCAACAGCAACAGCAGCAGCAACAACAGCAGCCUCCACAGCAGCAGUCACAGCCUCCACCACAGCAUCCUCCAGGUCCUCACCAUCAGCCACAGCAACAGCCACCACAGUCUGGUCCAUUGCAGUCGAACCAGCAGUCUGGACCAGCAUCUCAGUGGGUGGGAUCCGGGCCGCACCAAAAACCUCAACAUCCUCAACAACAGUCACAGCAGCAGUCCACUGGUCCAAGUCAACAGCAAGCACCACAGCCAAGUGGAGGGGGUGGGACAGCUGGGUCUCAGUAUGCAAGUGUUCGUUAUCCUGGUCCUCACCCGGGCCAACCCCCGGCUGUAUCGCAGCCCCCAGCUCCUUAUCAACCGCCCCCGCCAUCAUACCAUCACCAGGGAUAUGGUGGCGGCCAUGUUGCUGCGACCUCUCCAACCACAACAUCCACAUCAAGCACUUCAGGUGCUCCCCAUAUGGGCGGUCAUGGGAGUGGUGGCGGGAGUAGUGGUGGAGGUGGCGGCAGUGGAGAGAGAGGAGGAGGAGGAGGAGGAGGAGGUGGUGGUGGAGGAGGAGGUAGCGGAGGAAGUGGAGGUGCAGGCUACUCAGCGUCGUCUCCAUCAGCUCACUCUCACUCCAGCUACGGCGAACAACUGUCGCGUACCAACCUUUACAUCCGGGGCCUCAGUCCUGACACAACUGACCGCAACCUUGUUGAGAUGUGCCAAAAGAGGGACGCAAAGCAAGCUGAAACCACAAAUAGAGGUUACAAUGGGGUAAGGGAAAGUAAUAGAUCCAGAGAGCUGGGCAUCUACCGGAUGAUGGUAUACAGAUAGAUAAGGUAGAUGAGGAGGGCACCCAUAACGACUGACCUCUCCCACCACUGCUGCUAAAAUUUAUAAAGACCAGCUCCUGGUAACUGGCUGCACGGUGAAGAAAACGACUACAUGCAGAAGGGAUACAUCACAGAACGUCAUCAAAGAAAGGUUGAACGAACAACAUUGCAAACAUCGCCUCCGGUUCGCCCAGCAGUAUGUGGAGGAAGAUCUAGAUUACCAGCAAGGAGUAAUAAGGACCGAGAAAAAUAUGCUGGAAAUACACGGGGGAGUUCCGUGCUGGAUGAGAUAA
Molecule: messenger RNA, 1426 nt
Organism: Penaeus vannamei (Pacific white shrimp)
Lineage: Eukaryota; Metazoa; Arthropoda; Malacostraca; Decapoda; Penaeidae
Source: RefSeq, a predicted model, not a curated record